Poecilia latipinna (sailfin molly) is the source of this 3240-nucleotide messenger RNA. Its product is annotated as noelin-like. The coding region runs from base 656 to 1870 and encodes 404 amino acids. The record is from RefSeq and is a predicted model, not a curated record. The transcript has 4 exons. Gene Ontology annotation, biological process: signal transduction. NCBI's taxonomy places the organism in Eukaryota, Metazoa, Chordata, Actinopteri, Cyprinodontiformes, Poeciliidae.
UCACUUUCUUGAUUGCCCCUGUGUGUAUUUAUGCAUCGUUGUUUCCCUGACGUAUCCUUGCAUCUUCCCCUGUCCCUAUGAAUUAUGCAUUUUGGGUUGCCAUAACACAGAAUGACCUAAAACAGUGGUGACCAAAGUGGGUCCUGAAGGGUCAGCAUCCUGCUUGUUUUAGUUUCUCCCUGGUGGUAGGAACUUCCUCCUCAGCAGGUCAAUGUUCUACCAAUGAGCAUCAUUGGAUCCAGGUACAUUAAACCAGGGAGAACUAAAACAUGCAGGAUGCCGGGCCUUCAGUUCCCACUUUGGGCUCCACUGACCUAAAGGAUAAAAACUACACAGAUGUCAGAAAAUGCACCUUGAAUUGCUUUGACUAAUCGAGAGACAGAGAGCUGUGCAUCCAAACACAGAUCAUCUUCUGCAGUUGUUUUCCUGACUUAUUUCCAUAAUGAGAAGCUGAGAGAAAAUGUAUUUGAUACUUGGAUAUCAAAUACUUUACUCAGAUAUUCUGAGUCAUUGCUACUGACGGCUAAAGGAAACAAAACUCAAAUAACGAAGCCUACACAGUGGAAAGAAGCAUUAAUGGUGAAAUUAAGACCAUAGACAUUGACAUUAAUCAUAAAACUAGAAUUAAAAUGCAGUUUUGCAUGCGAUUGCACUGAUGGGUUCUGUUUGCAGUGAAAUACAGAGAAUGAUGCAGGUGACCAUGUAUUUAUUUGAUUCUAUGCAGGUUCAAAACAUGAGUCAAUCCAUUGAGGUUCUGGACCAACGGACACAGAGGGACAUGCAGUUUGUUGAGAGGAUGGAGGUGCAGCUGAAAAGUCUUGAAAACAAAUUCAAACAAGUUGAGGAGGGCCAUGAGAGCAACAUUGCCAGGCAGUACAAGUCCAUUAAAGCCAAGAUGGAGGAGCUGCGUCCUCUCAUCCCGGUUCUGGAAGCCUAUAAGGCAGAUGCUCUGCUGGUCCGACAGUUUAAAGAGGAAGCAGCUAAUGUGACGGAGCUGCUGGGAUCACUGCAGGAACAACUGGGAGGACUGGACUACCAGGAGGUCCACAGCCGGGUCAUGGACCUGGAGAACCGUCUGCGCGCCUGCAUGCAGAGGCUUGCUUGUGGGAAACUUACAGGAAUAUCAGAACCUAUUACAAUGAAAACAUCUGGGUCCAGAUUUGGUUCGUGGAUGACCGACCCGUUGGCUUCAGUUGGAGACAACAGGGUGUGGUACAUGGAUGGUUAUCACAACAACCGCUUUGUCAGGGAGUACCAGUCAAUGUAUGACUUCAUGACAACAGAUAACUUCACGUCUCAUCGCCUGCCUCAUCCGUGGUCCGGUACUGGCCAAGUUGUUUAUAAUGGAUCUAUUUACUAUAACAAGUUCCAGAGUCACACCAUAAUCAAAUUUGACUUUAGCACGUCACUCAUCAGCCGCUCCCGACAGCUUGACUUUGCUGGUUACAACAACAUGUACCAUUACUCAUGGGGUGGGCACUCUGAUAUCGACCUCAUGGUGGACGAGGGUGGGCUCUGGGCUGUUUAUGCAACCAAUCAAAAUGCUGGCAACAUUGUGCUGAGCAAAUUAAAUCCAAACACUCUUCAAAUCAUCCGCAGUUGGACCACCAACCACCCAAAGCGAAGUGCCGGUGAGGCCUUCAUGAUCUGUGGAACGUUGUAUGUCACCAAUGGCUACUCAGGAGGAACUAAGGUGUACUACGCCUUCUCUACCAACUCCUCCACCUACGAAUACAUUGACAUUCCCCUGACCAACAAAUACAGCCACUUGUCCAUGCUCGAUUACAAUCCUAGAGACAGAGCACUUUAUGCCUGGAACAACGGCCACCAAGUUCUGUAUAAUGUAACCCUUUAUCAUAUAAUACAGUGACUAGACAUUGUUCCUCUGUCUCACAGUUUAAUAUGAUUCUCACAUAAGACUAUACAUUUCCUCUCACAAUUUAUUACUCCAAGACACCUGUAAGACAAAAGCAAUUAUUCAGAUAAUUUAUGUGCUUCCAGGGUAAACAGGAUCACUGACUGAAACUGUUAAUCACAGCUGAAGAGAAUCAGAAAACAGACUGUUCCUCGCUCAACCCCUGUCUGGACUACACAGAGUUUUAGAGGCGUUUCUUAGCAUGGGGCACUACAAUAAGAUGUCGGCGUGUCAAUCGUGAACAACUAAAAAACAGCACUCUUAGAACUAUGAAACUCCAAAGUAUUCCUGAUUUUAUAAGUUUUUAAAAUUGUCACAACACUAAAUAUUGGAUUAAGAUGCAUGUUGUGAAUUUUACAAAGACCUUUAUCUUUUCAUUGAUAAGUCAUAUAAACAUUAAAGCUGGGCUGGAAAUCAUUAAUCAAGCUCUUAAAAACAUUUCUAUUCUCAAAGACUGCUAUAAAAAAAAUUGAAGGAACCAAAACGUAAUGAGUUUCUAGUUUAAGAAACUAACCAUUUACUCCUGGUUUUUGUAAUUCCCCAAGUCCAGACAUUUUCUUGGUACUGAAAAUAUGGAACAAAGUACUGGACUGUUAACUUUUAGAUGUUAAAAUGUUAUUUUAUUGCUACAGAUUUUAGGAAACGGACUGAUUCCCCCACCCCUCCUCCGAAACAGUUCCUUUUAACCUUGACGUAAAUUGCUUUCUAAAUUACAACAAAGUGUUUGAAUAAAAUAUAUGUAUUGUUUUGGGAUUGUUUGUAUUUUUUUUCAGAAUGUAUAACUUUAGGAUACCAAUUCAAAAUGGAAUUUUAUGAUUUUUUUAAAUGUAACAUAUCAAACAGCAAUAGCUAUUGUUCUCUUUUGCAAAAUAGUAUUGGUAGAACUUUUUGUAGGAAAAGCAGAACUUUAAAGUCUGUAACUUUUCGUAUGACUUUCUGUGCUAAUAUCAGCUUAGUUUGUGAAACAUAAUUUCUACUGAAAUAUAAACCCUUUUUUUGCUGAAUAACAAAAACCCACAUUUAUUUAAAUGAUGGUAAUAUUCUAUGGUGUGUUUCUCUUUUUUUUUACAUACAAGUAGAUUUUGUAAUAGAUUCAGAAAAUGUAAUUUAUUUAUUGGCUUGUGAAAUCAUUUUGUUUAUUUUGAUGUUCGGAGCCAUGUAAAGAAAUCCAAAUGGAUCAAUUAAUUAUACACAUGAUUAGCCGUUUGACUCUCUUUAUUCCAUUGUUUUGUGUAGAUUUUGUGUAAGCAUUAAUACAAGUCAAGAAUCAACAUGAACAUUUUCACUGUUUUGUGUAGAUUAAGGAAAUAAAAGUGGGAACUGUG